AUGCUAUCACUCACUCUAUGCAACUUGGGAGGUGGAGGUGGAGUUGGAAUUCCCAGAUACACAAGAGUGUGUCAGCAAAGACCGUUGUUUUGGAGCUUCCUUUAUAUUCAUUUCUACCCAAAACUCUCUUCUCCCCAAUGGCGCCGGAUCUGUGUAACCCCUUCUCCCCAACCUCCAAACAGUCUGUUAAAUGUUCACCAGGUGAUUGCAAAUUUGCAACAAGUUUGAAUUCAACAUUUGCUUCCUUUAUCUUGGAGCAUGGAUGGUAUGGAUGAUAGGAAGAUGGGGUGUAUGUCUGGAUUUCUUCAGCUUUUCGAUCGGCAUCACAUUUUAGCCGCCAAAAGGCUGUAUACUACUAAGCGUCUCCUUCCUUUUACGGAGGUUAAUGACACAUCAGAGGCGAAAAACAUAGUUAUGUCCCAGGAAAUAGCCAAGGAAUGGAUAAAAUCUCCGCUUCCUCUUCCAAUUUUUGAAGUGAAAGAUGGGGGAAAGUCUUCUUGGAAGAUCAGGAAAGAAGCCCCGAGGCUCUCACUUGAUAGCCGAGCCACAGUUGAUGCUAAGGGAAGCCUUCACCCGAAGGAGAUCCAAAUUAAUGCUUGUGAAAAUGCCAAAGAUUUAGUUGUCACCGAUGAGGAUAAGCAGCCCCGAUGUCCCAGUGUCAUUGCAAAGCUGAUGGGACUCGAGGCUUUGCCGGGAUCAAGUUCAGAGACUACACAGAAAGCUGAGCUGCGAAGAUCUGCAUCAGAGUCGAGAGUUUCAAGAGACUUGUUUCAAUAUUGCUUUGAGUUCAACGAACCAAACUACUUGCAAUCUAACAUUCCGAAUGUAGAAAUUGAUUGUAGAAGGUCUAGGAGUUCAAAUCGAGGUUUAAGCUCAACAUCAUGGAAGGCACCACAACAUCGCAAAUACUUUUAUGAGACAGCUGACAUUAUUUUCCCCGAGCCUACACAGAUAGUCCCACACCACGGAGAGAUCAACAAGAGAUUGAGGAUCAGAGGACUUGACGAACCUUCUAACGAUCUCGAGUCGUUGAAGCACACUCUCGAGGCUUUGCAACUCAAAGGGCUCCUGCAUACCAAAAAGCCUUCAGAGCAAAUCAACCGCCUUAAUGUCGUAUAUGAUCCCCGUUUCUCCCAUGACGAGUCUCAGAUAGUAGUGAUGAAAUCUUCCAGGUCCAUUUCGUUACAGUCACCUAAAGUUAUCUCUAGAAGGAAUUGUUUCGAGCAAAAUUCCACAAAACGAUCAUGGAACAAGAAAUCACUGGCACAGGUUCAUCAGAAGGAGAAAAUCACGAACUUCAUUUCUGAAAGCAGCCUUACUGCGCCAUUUCAGACCAGAGGAGAGAGAUCAAACACAGAGUACAAUGAAGGAAGGAACCUUUUGGAGAGGUGUGACAAGCUGAUUCAUAGUAUUGUUGAGAUGACAGCCACAGAUAUGCAACCAAGCCCAGUAUCCGUUCUGGACUCCUCUUUCUUCAAGGAAGACUCGCCAUCUCCUUCGCCUAUAAGGAAGCAAAGCAUUGAAUUCUUAGGUGAUUUUGACAAUGAGAUAAGGGCUGAAAUUCCACCGGUCCAAUCAAAGUCCAAUGACGAAACAGUAGACUGGGAUAUAAGCUAUAUCACAGACAUUCUUAAGGCAUCUGAUUGCCUUCCCGAAGAACCCGACAUCUUCCUACUUUUGGAGAAACAACAAUUUCUCAAAGGAAAAGACACAUCAGAAGAUUCUAGGCUGCAAAGGAAGCUGAUCUUUGACACUAUCACUGAAAUUCGGGACAGGAGCAGGCAACUGCCUCCAUGGAAAGUAUAUUCGUGGUCGAAUUCUGUUACUGCACAGCCAUCACUGCAAAGGGUCUUGUCGGAAUUCCAAAGAAUCCGAGAACUGGGAAUUUCCAAUGACUUGUUUGAGAUCAUUUGCGGGACUCUCAAAAAAGACCUGGCACAAGAUGCUGUUAAUGGUUGGGGAGAUUAUCCAGUAGAGAUGUCGGAGACAGUGUUGUACAUGGAGAGGCUUAUAUACAAGGACUUAAUGGGCGAAACAAUCCGUGAACUUGCAUCAUUCGCCACCAAAAGUAGCGCCAUUACAGCAUUGCGAAGAAAGUUAGUCUUUUGAAACGAGAGGCGAUGGGGCAAACUACAGGUAGAAACUAACUGCUUCCAAUUUAUGCACUUUUUUUUUUUCAUUCUUUGCCUAAUUUGUUUUGAGUUUCUGCUGGUGAACUCUAAGUUGAAGAUGUUGAAUUUACAGCUUGCAUUGUUUAUAAUUUAUUGAGGAUAACAAAUUUUGCUUUGAGCAUUUUGUGGAAAUGAAAGGAAGGUAAUGUUUUUUACCCAAAGACUA
Ipomoea nil (Japanese morning glory) is the source of this 2337-nucleotide messenger RNA. Its product is annotated as protein LONGIFOLIA 1-like. The transcript has 5 exons. The coding region runs from base 259 to 2109 and encodes 616 amino acids. Lineage: Eukaryota; Viridiplantae; Streptophyta; Magnoliopsida; Solanales; Convolvulaceae. Gene Ontology annotation, biological process: regulation of monopolar cell growth. The record is from RefSeq and is a predicted model, not a curated record.